Pseudomyrmex gracilis is the source of this 2563-nucleotide messenger RNA. RefSeq names its product O-acyltransferase like protein-like. The record is from RefSeq and is a predicted model, not a curated record. Bases 305 to 2515 code for a protein of 736 amino acids. The transcript is spliced from 12 exons. Gene Ontology annotation, molecular function: acyltransferase activity, transferring groups other than amino-acyl groups. NCBI's taxonomy places the organism in Eukaryota, Metazoa, Arthropoda, Insecta, Hymenoptera, Formicidae.
UGUUACAGUCGGAUCGACGUUUGUCCCGUUUCCUCGUCGAUUUGCAUGUCCGAUCGCAAUUCACAAAUCAACGAGAAACGGAUUCAAUCAUCCCCCUGGUUGCAAACGUGAUCCUCUGUGAGGCGACGACGUGUCGGUGUAUCAAAGAAAGAAUAUUUCUCUUUGCGCGGUUGUAUAGUUUUUACGCGGGUCCGCUUUUGUUUUUGUAAAAGAAAGGUACCACACGUGCGUGCAACAGAAUUUCUCUAUCCUAUUUCGAUGGGACGAGGAUAAAAACCGAGACGUUUUUCAAAAACAACGAAAAAUGGACUUCAAUCGAGUAAGACGGAAAGGACGAUCGGUGAUUGUUCUCGCGAUGAUCGUCGCGAUCGACGGGGUAUUGUCGACGGAAAAAUUUGACGGGACACGAUUGGGAAAUGUGCUCAGAGACUUGUCGACUUCGCCGUUGCAAUUGUACGGCUCGCCGAGAUGCUUCAAUCACAGCGAGAUUUAUCUGAACGAGCUGAAAAAAUUCACUCCAUGGGCGCUCAAGAUGUACGACGCGUCAGCGAAGGCGCCGUCCGGAUUGAUCCUCGGCAACAAGCUGCGCGGCAACUUCGACGAGUGCCUGGAAGUGCGGAACAACGACCACGGAUUCGUCGGCCAGGCGUGUUACGCGGAAGUCACGUUCAACAUCGCCCCGGACGACGGCACGUCGCACGAGCCGGACCUCGGGGAUCUGUUGGCGAACGUCGCGAUCGCGUCGGACGCAACGUCUUGGAGAAGCGGCACCGCGACGUACGAGUGGAUGUUUUGCGUUCCCUCGAGCUGUUCCAGCGCGGAAGUCGAGAGAGCUGUGCACGCCGCACUGGAUCCGCUCAAGGUCCUGGGACGCGUGAACGUGAUCGUCUCCGUUCCUCCGGGAGCGUGUCACAACGUCGAGACCACACGCUCAACCUGGGACGCAGCCGAUUACGGUUUCACGGCGCUUCUCGGCGUCAUUGCUUUAAUCGCCAUCGCCGGCACGAGUUAUCACCUCGCUGUGCAACACAAUAUUAUCAAGUCACUGUCGAACGAUAUCUUACUCAAGGCGUUCUCGUUGUGCAACAAUUUCGUGAACGUGAUGCGAACCAGCAGCCAGUCGGGAUCCGUCAGAUGCAUCAAUGGCAUAAAGACUCUAAGUACUUUUUAUAUAAUUUUCGGUCACACGUACUACACGCAGGUAAUAAGUGAGAACACAAACCUCAAUGAGGUGCCGAAGAUUCACGAAGCGUGGUCGUCCUCGCUGAUCCUGAACGCGAACAUAGUUACCGACACGUUUUUCUUACUGAGCGGCACUUUGCUAGCCUACACCGAACUGGCGAAGAAGGAAAAAUCGAACUUCGACAAACCGACUCAGAUUGUGAAGCAUUACGGUUGGAAUUACAUUCAUCGUUACAUAAGAUUAACGCCGCCGUACGCGAUGAUGAUCGGUUUCUACGCGACUCUGUUCAACAAACUCGACUCGGGUCCGCACUGGGGCUCGGUCGAUCUCAGUAGAGCGCAGUGUCGCGAAAACUGGUGGACCAAUUUACUUUACAUUAACAAUUACAUCAAUGUUCCGAACAUGUGCAUGAUACAUUCCUGGUACCUGGCAGUCGAGAUGCAGCUUGUUUUACUAUCGCCGAUUAUAUUAAUCCUCAUGCACAAGCUCAAGACUUCUAUCUUCAACACGAUUCUGGUCGUCUUUGUGCUCGUCUCAGCUCUAGUACCCGGCAUGAUAACUUUUGCUCGCAAGUUACCGGGCACCAUGAACUAUUACAAAUCUACGGACGCCACGGCCAGCAUUUAUCUACUAAUCUACAUAACGGUAUACUGUAGAUUCGGAACCUAUUUGAUAGGUGUAGGUCUAGGAAAUUUAUUGCAAAAAUAUCGGACCGUCAAAUUACGUUACUGGCAGGUGAUCGUCGGAUGGAUCGCCGCGAUCGUGGGCGGUUUAGCGACGAUUUUCGGAGCGAGGAAAUUUUACUUCCAGUACAACGUGCUCGAGGCCAGCUUCUACGCUGGUCUUCACCGACACGCGUUCGCCCUCGCGGUUGCGUGGAUUAUCUUUUGCAGCGAGCACGGUUACGCAGGUGUCGUGAACGAUUUUCUCUCGUGGGGCGGAUGGACACCCCUGAGCAAAUUAUCGUAUUGCGCGUACCUGUGUCACUACGUCGUGCUGAUUUACUUCGACGGAGCGGCGAGAACGCCCGGCUACAUUACGACCAUUACCAUAGUGCGCGUUUUCCUGGGGAAUCUGGCGCUGACGUACAUGCUGGCCAUGGUGUGGAGUCUCUGUUUCGAAAUGCCGUUUUUCACCCUCGAUCGACGCGUCCGACACUACUGGGACAAGUUCUUCAGCGCGUCGGCCGAGAACGACUUCGACAAAAAUGCCCGCGCUGCGUCGCGGAUAUUGUGCAGAAACAGACCGGCCUCUCGCUACGAUCCCUCCUCCGGUCUGACCAACGAGGGAUACGGAGGUGUGUACACGAUAAACAAAAUCGAGGAGAGAUAACCUCCAGCUCCGCUAAUGUUUACAAAAAAAAAAAAAAAGACUACGGAA